CUUUGAGGUAGUCGAUGCACCUGCCAUGGCGCAGCCCACUCUGGCAGAGCUUGAGGAGUCCUGGCGCAAAGGAGCCAAGGUUGAGGCACAAUCGCUUUCCUACGGCGAUGGAGAGUGGUAUGAGGUGAAGGUCUUGCAACUGGAUGCCAAAGCGGAAGCUCCAGCAAAGGUUCACUUCGUCGGCUUUGGGGACGACGAGGACGAAUGGCUGCCUUUGCGCCACCUGCGUCUUCAGGCCACUUCUAGCUCCAGCUCUGGCGAGGCGAAGAAGGAUGCUGCCUUUCCGCUCUCCGAGCUGCUGAAGGCCUUCUGCAGCACCGAGCGUUUGGUACAGAAGGUCCACAAGAGAACCGGCCUCACUGUGGAGGAGUUGCAGCAGCUGCAGGGGCUGCAGCCGGAGAAGUUGCAGGCAGAGUUCAAGUUCUUCAAGGUUGAGAUGAAUAGCGCCAUCUCUUUCGAUGAGUUCGCCACGUACCUGGCAAGGAUUCAUCAACGGGCUUGCGGUUUCAGUGAAGCGGGCGGCAAGUCCCAGGAGCCGGACAUGCUGAGAUUGGAGUUGGAAAGAAGCAGCAAGCUGCAGAGUCAAGUCGCGAUGUUGGAGAAGCAGGUGGCUUCGAUUUCGGAGCGCUUCAACAUAACGGCGGAGCAGGUGCAGACCAAGCAGGCCGUCGAAGCCCUGCAGAAGCAGGUUGCGGCCGUUAUAGAGAGACUGGACUCUGAGCUGCCAAAGGUUGCAGCCAUGAGCCAAGUGGAUGCCGCACUGGGACAGGUUGAGACUCUGCAAAAGCAGGUCGCUACCCUCUCAGAGAAGUUCGAUUCCUCUCCAAAGGUUGAGAGCAGCUCCUCUCCAGUUCUGCAGCAGCAGGUGGAGGCCCUCGCAGAGCAGCUGGACGCCGCCAGCGAGCAGGUGGAGCAUUGCAAGGCGCAAACCGAGCAGGCGGUUGGCAUGGUGGAACGCUUGGCCGAAACACUCCAGAAGCAGGCCAUGGACUCCUACAACAUGGAGCAGGCCUUCAUCAGGUCUGAGAGCAAGAUGAUCGGUCUUCAGGCCUCCUCAGUCAGCGUCCUCGAGGGCCGGCUCCGCGUGUUCGUGAAGUCCGAGCUCGACGGGGCUGUGGUGGAAUCCAUGGAGGAUUGCCGGGUCUUCCCGAGACUCCAGGCCUUGGAAGAAGGCCUCCAAAAACUGUCGGAGGUGGCGGAGAAGGAGUGCCGCUGGCUGCGGGAAGCCGUGGAGGCUCUCAGUGAGAGUCUUGGCAUGGAGCUGACGUCGAACCCUGCGAAGGCAUCGCCGAGCGCGAGUCCAAAUAUGAAGAGCCGUACAGAUGCAUCGCCAUCUCGUCCAAGCAUGGCGCACCUGGCCUCACCGGAGGGUCGCAACGCGGCCCUCUUUGAACGUUUGGACGCGGAUGGGGACGGGGACGUGAGCCUCCAGGAGUUCCACAAAGCCCAGGUGCUCGAUAGCCAGCUGAAGGCGCAGAUCUAUGAUCAGCUAGACACCGACCUUGAUGGCCGGGUGAGCCGCGAAGAAUUCCUGGCAGCGCAGGUCUCGCCCGUGUGGCCACAAAGUCGGCCAAGUGAGGGUCGCGGCAGCACCCCAGAUCGCGGAAGUGUCUCGUUUCCUGCCAGCAGCGCGAAUGUGGUUGAGGGCGAGUGGCCACUCAUCACAGCCAUACUCGCGGAGGAUUCUGCUAGGGCCACGUCUUUGCUGCGGAGCAAAGCUGACAUCGGAGGCCAAGACCAGGAGGGCUGUACAGCACUGCACCGUGCUUCUGCCCUGACAGGCUUGGCGGCUGUGCGCAGCAUGCUGCUGGAGAUGGGCGGGGCAUUCAUGUCCUCCCUGAGGGACCUUCACAUGCGGACCGCCUUACAUCAUGCAGCUCUAGCGGGUUGCGUCGAAGCGUGCCAGCAGCUCCUCGACGCGCCCAACUUUCACGACGUAGACCGGCGAGCGCUGCAUGGUCGUACAGCGCUCCACUUGGCCGCUGAGUACGGCCAUGCAGAGGUGUGUCGAGCGCUCUUGGAUCACAAGCGCUUCACGGUGGUUGAUGUGAGCUCCCCGUUCAGUCUCGCGGGGGUGAUGGCACAUCUAGCAGACGUCUUGACUUGCUACAGCGCUCGUCCUGAGUUGGCGGAGCUCUUUCACAGCCCCGGGGACAUCCUCGAUUUCCAGAAGGCGUCGGUCCUGAUGGCGGAAAAGACGAUUUGGGAGCUUGCUUUGGGACACAUCUUGGCGCUGAUCUUUAUCCCAUCUGGGUUUGCAGGUACUUUCUUGCUCUACCGAAUCUUCAAGCCUCAGUAUAGAUGGCUUCGCUGGCCUUUUGUUCUAUUGAACUUUGCCUUCUAUGUGGCAGGUGCUCUGAUGCACUGCUCUUUUACUUUCGUGGGGCUUCUUGUUAGCGCCCCCUCGCGGGGACAUGCUGUACCAGCAGGCCUCUAUGCAGACUUCAAGCCCUUCUUUGAGAUCAUUUGCCACCUCGUGGGUGAAACUGCUAUGCUUCCAGGCUGCAUCUUCAGCUUCGUCCUCCUAGCAGCGGGCAUGACCGAACUCCCACGCUGGACCGCGCUCCUCACAACAGGCCCACUGCAGUUGCUGGUGGCCGUUGUUGCUCCACUCAUGCCGUUGAAUAUCCGAAUGUACAUGCUGGUCACAACCUAUAACCUCUCCAGUGGCAUAUGGCACCUGACAAUGGCCGCAAGCUACUGGCUCAGACUCCGCGCAAAGGAGUCCUAG
Messenger RNA from Effrenium voratum, 2731 nucleotides. The record is from the annotation of a GenBank genome assembly. NCBI's taxonomy places the organism in Eukaryota, Dinophyceae, Suessiales, Symbiodiniaceae.